AUGGAGACAGGCUACGGUGGUCCAAUGAUGGGCGGCUAUGGUCCAGGCAUGAUGGGAGGUUACGGACCCGGAAUGAUGGGUGGAUACGGUCCUGGAAUGAUGGGUGGAUAUGGACCAGGAAUGAUGAUGGGCGGUCCAGGAAUGUACGGAGGAUACGGAAUGGGAAUGUACCGCCCGAGCCUGCUUGGAAUGCUUCUCGGAUGA
Molecule: messenger RNA, 204 nt
Organism: Caenorhabditis remanei
Lineage: Eukaryota; Metazoa; Nematoda; Chromadorea; Rhabditida; Rhabditidae
Exons: 2
Coding region: 1-204 (67 amino acids)
Source: RefSeq, a predicted model, not a curated record